GCAUUAGGGCUUCAUUGUGUAGCAUGGAGCUGGCAGAAUAAUUUUGAAAGGAGACACCUAGGACUUACAGAAUCAGUUUGCUUCAUCUUGGGCUUACAGGUGUCAAGAAACAGUUUCCUUGUUAGCUUGAACUACUUGGAGCAUCUCCACCCUGCACCUGGGGACACUAUUCCACAAUGGAUGGGGGAGAUGGAACUGCUGACCUCGUGAUUAACAAGAGGUUUGUGUCUGAAGCAGAGCUAGAGGAGAGACGAAAGAGAAGACAAGAGGAAUGGGAAAAGGUCCGGAAACCUGAGGACCCAAAAGAAUGCCCAGAGGAGGCAUAUGACCCACGGUCCUUGUAUGAAAGGCUCCAGGAACAGAGAGAAAAGAAGCAGCAGGAGUUUGAGGAGCAAUUUAAAUUCAAAAAUAUGGUAAGAGGCUUAGAUGAAGAUGAGACACAUUUCCUUGAUGAGGUUUCUCGGCAGCAAGAGCUACUAGAAAAGCAACGAAGGGAAGAAGAGCUGAAAGAGCUAAAUGAAUACAGAAGCACUCUCGCUAAAGUGGGAGUCAGUAUGGACCCAAAGAAGGAAACUGAGAAGAAAUUGCCCAUGAAGUCAGUGGAAAACAAGAACAAAUUUUCUCAGGCAAAGCUGUUGGCAGGAGCUGUGAAACACAGAAGUUCAGAUAGUGGUAACAGUGUGAAGAGGUUGAAACUAGACACUGACCACGACGAAAAGAAUCAAGAAAAACCCUCCUGUGUUCCUCUGGGGAGCAGCUCAGUGGGAGGCUCCACAGUGCACUGUCCCUCAGCAGCCGUGUGCAUUGGGAUCCUGCCUGGCCUGGGCGCCUACUCGGGGAGCAGCGACUCGGAGUCCAGCUCGGACAGCGAAGGCACCAUCAAUUCCACUGGCAAAAUUGUCUCUUCUGUCUUUCGUGGCAACAGUUUCUUUGAUGGUCCAUAACAAAAUCCCUCCGUGAGUAAUGUAGUGCAGAAUAUCUUCCAAAGCUCUGAUGGAUGCUUGUUGCAUCCUUCUGCCCCAAAUAUAAUCUUUCUAGCUAACUUCUCAACUGUAAUACACUCAGAUACUCCUAAAGUAACUCAUUAUUCCCCACCCCCCAACUUUCCAUUUCUGGGGUGCAUUUCUGAGCCUGGAAGAAAAGCUGCUAUCCUAAAGCAGAAGGCACUCCUAACCGUGUCACAAAGGUCUGAGGGUAUGGAGGAGAGAGCUUUAUCUUUUACAAUUCUUAUGGAAAGAAUUAUGUUGAUUUAAGAAGUUUAUACAAGACUUACAGGCAAAAAAUAAUCACUUGAAGCAGUGAAGUCUUGUAGAAGCAGCCAUGUGUUCUGUUUUAAAAUGUCAUUUUUAUUCUGUAUUUGAAAAAUGGGGGCAGAACCAAAUUUGAGCAGAUGGUGAAGUGUAGAUUGCCAUGACACUGUAAAGAAGUUUUAGUGUUACAUGAUUAAAGACGUUCUGAAUGCA
This is a messenger RNA of Sturnus vulgaris (Common starling), 1463 nucleotides long. The record is from RefSeq and is a predicted model, not a curated record. NCBI's taxonomy places the organism in Eukaryota, Metazoa, Chordata, Aves, Passeriformes, Sturnidae.